Scatophagus argus is the source of this 1566-nucleotide messenger RNA. RefSeq names its product natterin-3-like. The coding region runs from base 206 to 1174 and encodes 322 amino acids. Lineage: Eukaryota; Metazoa; Chordata; Actinopteri; Scatophagidae. The transcript is spliced from 2 exons. The record is from RefSeq and is a predicted model, not a curated record.
GUUGGCCGUGUUGCUGCUGCUGGCCCUGCCAGCUCUGUCCUCAGCCAGUCUGCAGGACAUUGUGAAGAAGAGUGCACAACACAGAAAAGUUUCCUUACUGAAUCCGGAGCUGGAGGGCCUGGUGCCUGAACCGACUGGCAACAAUGUGGUCUCAGCUCCUCUGACUCCUACUGACUUGGAGCAGCAGCAGGAUAUACCUUCCUCCAUGUUCGGUGAUAACAUUAACCUGGAGUGGCUGACCUGGGAUGGAUCCCUGCCAAAUGGAGCUGUUUCAAUCUACAACAGUUACACCGAGCGCACAGACUAUGUGUGCAAGUAUAAGUGCGAGGCCGGCUUUUACAACCCAAGCUUGGGCCCAUAUUGCCGUUAUCCCUAUGGGGACCGCGAGUACUAUGCCCCAGAGUUUGAGAUCCUGACCAACAAAGACAACUUUGAGUUCCUGGAGUGGAAGGAAGAUUCUUAUGGUUCAGUGCCCCAGCAUUCAGUCAGGACCUGCCCGGGUGUUGGUAUCUAUGUUGGAAAGAACAAGUAUGGUCUGGGAAAGGUUGUUCCUCAGUUUGAAGCUUUCUUCCUGCCUUGGGAAGGUGAUGAGUACUGGUACAAGAGGUACCAUGUCCUGACUAUCAACAGGGAUGCCUACACUCAGCACAUCAGUGAUGUCAAGUAUGGCAUUGAUGAGGUUGCCAUCUUCCAGUAUCCUCCUGAGACCAUGCGCAUUUCUGGAGUCACCAACAACGAGUGCCAGUCGAUAUCAAAGACAGUCACCAUCUCAAAGAGCACAGAGGUGGAGACCACCUGGAACAUUGGCCGAGCCACCAUGCUGGGUAUCACAGGCAGCAUCACGGCUAAUAUCCCCUUCAUCGGCUCUGGGGGCAUUGAGCUGGGUGCUGAGAAAACGCUUCAGUUCUCCAGAGGAACCACCGUGGUGGAGGAACUCAGCCACUCCGUGUCUGUGCAGCUCACUGUCCCACCAAACCACUCCUGCAAAGUCCGUAUGGAGGGACGCAAGAUCAAAGCCGACAUUCCCUACACUGCUCGCCUCAGCCGUACCUACCGCAAUGGAGAGACCCAGUGGACAUCCAUCUCUGGGACAUAUGAUGGAGUCCAGAUUGGAGAAGUUCGGGCUGUAGUGGACCGCUGUGAACCAGUGGCCGACGCCAAGCCUUGCCCCUGAAAGGCUGACGGAAGAGACACCAAAAAAUAUUUUGGAACAACAUCUAAUGUUUGUGAUGUCAAAAGCAAAUUAUAUGACACAAUAAAAAUAAAACAAUGCCCACGUUGUGUGGUACAUGGAAAACAUCUCUUGUGUCGGCUGGUGUCUAAAAGAAAAUUUUACAUUUUGCAAAUAACAUGAAAUAAUUUUCUUCUUUUUCUUCCCUUCCAUUCUCUUAAGAUCUCUUCUCUACUUUGCCAGACUACACAAACAUCAGAGUAAUUAAGCACAUUUCCCCAGUGCUCUGUUUCUGCUAAUUUAGUAGAAGAAUUCUAUCUUUGCAGAUAAGAAUUUCAAUACAAAUUUAACAAAAUUUUUGGUUUUUUUUAAUUGAACUCAUAGUGGUGGGUUAG